AAUGGGGUGUUACGUUAGUAAUCACGUGACGUGUACUUUGGCGCUUUCUUUGUAUUGCGAGUUCUAGUCGCCUCCUUGAUGUAACACAUUUCAUUCUGGCUGGGCACAGAGGACCAGAAGGGCUGAUCGACAAACACCGUCUGUCAUUAUUCAGGCUGGGCACAGAGGACCAGAAGCGCAGACUGACAAACAACGUCUGUCAUUAUUCUGGAGAAAGUAGUCUACCCGAGGACGACUUUAACUUAUGGGACCUGCAAGCACACAGAAGACAUAGAUCAGAUAUUUAUACCACUUGCUAUACAGAAUGGACCUUUCCCACGUUGCUGUCCUUCAGAAGAACCACACAUUUCUGAAGGAGAACCUUCAGGUCGACCCUGUGCUGGAUGCCUUGUAUGAGAAAUGUAUCUUCACACAGACAGACUAUGAUAGAUGUAGACAAGCUGGGACAGAGAAAUGUGAGAUGGUGUUGGAGACGCUUAAAAAGAAGGGAGUAGAAGGUUACAAGACGCUCUGUGCUGUCCUCGACACUACUCAGCCUUUCAUCAAGGAAAGACUUGAUAAGACCUCUAAUGAAGAAGGUAACCCAGAUCUCGUCUAUGUUAACAAGGACAAACUGGAAGCUCAGUACAAAAAGGAGAUAGCUGACAUGAAAUCUGCAAUAGAAGGACUUGAGAAACACAUUGAACAAAACAACAUUGAUCAUGCUGAACUGGAGGAAAGAAUGAAGAAAGAAAUUGAUGAACACAUGUCAGAGACAGAAGGGAAGAACGAGGAAAUUGAAACUCUGAAGACAGCGUUGUCAAAGUCAAAUGAUGAGUUGCAGCAGUCUCAAGCAAAAUGUGAGAACGUGGAGAAGACACUGCGGGAAGAACAGGAGGCAUACGAUGCUGUAGUGGGUGUUCCAAGGUCACAGUCUCCAGACAGGGUGGAUAAUACAGAGCAAGUCCAACAUGGAGGUUCCACUGAGACAGUGUGCCAGUUAUCAACUGAGUCCUGUUGUGAUGAGAGUCAGCUUCGUCUUCUUCCAUGCCUUCAUUCUGCCUGCAAGCCAUGCCUUGAUCACCAAGCUACACAGGCGGAAGAGACCUGCAUACACUGUCCUUCCUGUGGCCGUGACUUCACCAUGGAACAGACAUCAAUAGAUCAUGUCAGACGCAAUGAAGCUGCCUAUAAAGUCCACGCUGAUGGUGAGAUGAAAUGCAACUACAUCGAAGGGGAUCAUGAUGCAAAGCCUGUGGUGUACUGUCACGAAUGUGAUGACAAGCUCUGCUCCGACUGUCAUAAACUCCAUGACAAACCGAAAAGGAAUCGAAAUCACAGAGUAACUGAGAUCAACCAGUCAGAGAAUAUCCCUAUGACGCAGUGGCUGAAGGAGCCUAAUUGCAGAGACCACCCUGACAACAAACUGCAGCUGUAUGACCACACCUGUAAGAAGGCAGUCUGUCGUGUAUGUGAACUUGGGGCCCACAACAAGCACAAGAAUGAAGACUUGAAUCAGGCCUAUGACGUAGCGAAGGGUCAGCUGGAGGAGCAGGUGAAGAAGCAGCAACAUAAACUGAAAGAUGUCACUAGCAGGAUGAAAACUGUCACAAGUCACCAAACUGAACUGGGAACUACUCAGAGAAGACUGGAACAAGCUGCUACUAAAGUUUGUAAAAGUGUUGCUGUAAAGGUUCCUUCAUCGACAGAGACAACUCAUGGAGGAAAUUCAAAUGAGUCUCCAAGUCCCAAACAGAAAUGGUUCAAGAGAAACUUGACACUUUACAUGACGUCCAUACUUCAAUGGUAUCGGCGAUAGACUACACCCAGAGAACACUUGAAUCUACAAGACGAGAGGAGCUCAUUACUCUCACAGAUGUACUGCAGACGAAAAGUGAUGAAAAUCUGAAGAGGGAGCUUCCAGAAGAUGACACACAAGACACGAAUAUCCUUCUUACCUUCAAGGUCAGAAAGCUCUCACGGAACUCAUCGAUACAUUUGGUGGACUUGCCUCCAGUCUCAACGUGGAUGACAUACCAGAUACACAACCUACUUUAC
Molecule: messenger RNA, 2037 nt
Organism: Haliotis rubra (blacklip abalone)
Lineage: Eukaryota; Metazoa; Mollusca; Gastropoda; Lepetellida; Haliotidae
Product: E3 ubiquitin-protein ligase TRIM33-like
Exons: 7
Coding region: 305-1798 (497 amino acids)
Biological process (GO): regulation of apoptotic process
Molecular function (GO): zinc ion binding
Source: RefSeq, a predicted model, not a curated record